This is a messenger RNA of Maniola jurtina (meadow brown), 2251 nucleotides long. Its product is annotated as dymeclin. Bases 110 to 2245 code for a protein of 711 amino acids. Lineage: Eukaryota; Metazoa; Arthropoda; Insecta; Lepidoptera; Nymphalidae. Gene Ontology annotation, cellular component: Golgi apparatus. The transcript has 17 exons. The record is from RefSeq and is a predicted model, not a curated record. Gene Ontology annotation, biological process: Golgi organization.
CGAAUUUGACAAUUCUGCAAUGAUUUCGUGGCUAUUGGAAACAUUGGAAAAUAGUCAAUAAAUUUUUAAUAAAACAACAAUUAUUAAGCUUCUACUAUUCUGAUUGAGGAUGGGUAUUGCUGUCAGUAAAUACUCAGAUAUAUCAAACAAUGAGCUGCUGGCAAGAUUUUGUUCAAACGAGGUCGUAAGCCCUAAUGAUCCGUUCUGGAACCAAUUGUUGGCAUUUAAUAUACAGAUUCCGAAUGAUGCCGAUGAACAGUUGAUGUUUGACACAUGUUCGGAUGCGCUGCUUCAAAAAUUCCUGCAGAACAACCCCCAGACUGGGAACUUGGGUUCCCUGGUGCAAGUGUUCAUAACCCGUGCUACGGAGUUGCUUGCGGCGCCUAAUUCCGACAAUGUAAUGCUGGCAUGGCAAAGUUACAAUGCUUUGUUUGUCAUACGGGCAGUCACAAAGUAUCUGGUUGAAAUGGUUCCAGAGUACGAACUCUGCAUACAUCUGGACGUACAGGCGAGGACAGUAAAUUCCCCCAUGCCGCAAGAUCAGUCGCCACCGUCUUCCCCCAUACAAGAAGUGAGUGCGACAGACAAUCAAGUGUCUUCCAAACCAAUGAGCGGAGAAAGUCGGGUGGAGAUGCUUAUAGAUGCUCUCAUUGGUCUCAUUAUUGAUGUUCCAAUCACAGACAAUACAUACUACCUACACUUGGAAUGUAUAAAUACAUUACUCGUCUUAAUGUCUGUGUAUAUGUUUGCGGGUGUACAUGGACAGACAAGACUAGUUGAGACUUCUUUGAUAUACAGAACUCUAUUUCAAGGCAGAUAUGGAAUGCACGCACCUCUAUUAGUGAAGACAUUGUUAACAAAUUUAUCAAGUAUGCUUCCAGCACCACCACAGUUUGGGGCCCAGGGGCCUGGCAGUAUGUUGAUCAAUAUCGCUUCAAGUCUCUGGAGCAUGCUAACAUUCAACGCGACCACCCGUCAGACCAUAUACACUAAUCCGCCAUUACACCGACACGAAUUACUCGAUAGACUGAAAAAAGAGCAUCCUGUUGCUAACCAAUCGUGUCUCUUAUUGCUUGCGUUGGCCAACCAUUGUAUUAGUGAUGAUAAUUUGUAUAGAACUGCUCUGUUACACUGCGACGAUACCGCUGAAAAUUCAGCCACAACACCACAUAGAGAUACAAAUGGAAGCGUCACACAAGUCACACCGCCUCGGAUAGACAUGGCAGCUUUACACAAAGCGCUAUGUUCAACAGCGGGGUGUGAGCACUCAACUUUAUUGUUAUAUUUGAUGCUACACUCUUGCAAGGCGUACAAGAGACAUGUUAGCAACGUGGCUAAUGUCGAACAUUUGAUAGUGCCUAUAUUACAAGUGUUAUAUAAUGCUCCGGACAGCAAUUCACAUCACAUCUAUAUGUCACUAAUUGUGCUGCUAAUACUAACUGAAGACGACGCUCUUAUCAAGAACGUGCAUUUAAUUAUGUUAAAAAACAUCCCCUGGUACACGGAACGAUCUAUAUCGGAGAUAUCGCUCGGGGGACUGAUGGUGUUGGUUGUGGUUCGGGCGUUACAGUACAACAUGGCGCGAGUGAGAGAUAAAUACCUACAUACUAACUGCCUAGCCGCCAUUGCGAAUAUGAGCUGUGAAUUUAGGAAUCUUCACCCUUAUGUGGCCCAAAGGUUAAUAUCGUUGUUCGAGACGUUAACCAAAAGAAGGGCUAGACUUUGUAGUGAAAUUGAGGGAGGUGAUAUUAAUAGUAUAGAGUUACCACAUCAUGCUGAGGAAAAAACGGAAGAAAUUAUGGAACACAUAGCUGUACUAGACGAGGUACUACGCAUGUUGCUAGAGAUCAUCAACUCUUGUCUAACACAUCAACUGGUCAACAACCUCAACCUGGUGUACGCGUUGCUGCACAAGAAGCAGCUGUUCCAGCAGCACGCGCAUCAUCACAUCGCGCAGAACAUCGAGAUGGUGAUAGGGUACUUCUCGACGCGGCUGCAGAGGGUGCAAGAGGGUACAGGCGGUGAUCUAGGCGUGACCGAAGUUUUGCAGUGUAUAAAGAAGGGUGCGGAACAGUGGUCGAGUGAUAGGCUCAAGAAAUUCCCGGAUCUAAAGUUCCGUUAUGUGGAAGAGGACAGACCAGAAGAAUUCUUCACCCCCUAUGUGUGGGCGCUUAUCAGCGCAUGUGGAAACAUUUACUGGGCGAGCGAAUGUGGCGCCAGGGCUGCCGGCGAUCUGCUCGCGUGAUCAUUU